AUGGGGCUGAGUGUUAAGGAUCUGUUCAGACUGGUAGAAGAUUUCAUAGACGCCAUUGGAUUCCGGAUGAAGGAUUUUAAGGAUUCGUACCAAGUGACGGACAAUCUGGUUUUGAGCAUCUACAAGCGUCCAGGAAACAACCCCACGGACAUCAGUUUCCCCAUGAAGGGCUGGAGAGGAAUGGUGGAAUGGGCACGGAACUCUGAAGAUAAAGUCUCAGUCUCUAAAAGCCUCCUCUCCUCAGAAGACUCAGAUACUGAUGAUUCUUCCAUGUUUGUUGUCGGGACCGUGCUCUACAGGAACCUGGGCGGCAUUCUCAACCUACAACGGAACACCACAGUCUUGAACUCUAAGAUCGUCUCGGUGACGGUGAAGCCUCCUCCUCGGGCCGUGUCGGUCCCCCUGGACAUUGAAUUCUCCCAUCUGUACAAUGGAACUAUCAACCACACGUGUAUCAUCUGGGAUGAAACUGAUAC
Messenger RNA from Hyla sarda, 476 nucleotides. Its product is annotated as adhesion G protein-coupled receptor B1-like. NCBI's taxonomy places the organism in Eukaryota, Metazoa, Chordata, Amphibia, Anura, Hylidae. The annotation marks the transcript as partial. The record is from RefSeq and is a predicted model, not a curated record. The transcript is spliced from 5 exons.